AUGUCCAAGAACGCGCUGAAGAACAAUGGCUGUGCCUGCUGGGAUGGCACCGUCACCUAUGUUUCAGCGUGCUGGCCCUUCGCAUGGCGACCAAGCUGGUUGCAGCCGCGAAAGGACAUCGGCAACGUGGUGCGGGAGAGACUAGUAACGGGCCAUGCUUUGUAUGAUCGCAAGCGUGGCAGCAACGUGGACAUAAAGUCCUUAUUCUUUGCCCCAGAUCCGAACCGUUGCAUGAUGAAGUCGUACACGAACCUGAAGAAAUUGGGCAGCGGUGCCUUUGGUUCUGUCUACAAAGCCCAAUGCCGCCUGACUGCAGAGUGGCGCGCCAUCAAGAAACUCCCGCUGUCGGACGUUGAGGACGACAUGGCUUUCGUCUAUGCGGAGCUUGAGGCCAUGAUUCACCUGCACCACCCCAACGUGGUCAAAUUCUACGAGCACUUCGAAGAGGAGAGCGCUAUUUUCCUUGUCACUGAGCUUUGUGAUGGUGGCGACUUCUCGGAGUUAAACCGCGGGAUUGACGAUCCUCAGGAAGUGAAGCUGUUGAUCCGGGACGUGGUAAAGGCGCUAGCAUAUUGCCACGACCACGGGGUUGCGCACCGAGACUUGAAGUUUGAGAACUGCCUCAUAAAGGAGAGCAUUCGUGACUACAGGGUGGGAAAGGUCAUCGACUUCGGUCUCUCAGCGAUCCGGGCUAGAGGAGAAGAGGAGCACACCUGGCUAAACGACCAGUUGGGCACUCGUUUCUUCGUUGCACCCGAAGUGAUCGACAAAAGCAUCCCUUAUGGCUGCAAGUGUGACUGCUGGUCCUUGGGUGUGAUGUUGUAUAUCAUUCUUACGGACGAACACCCAUGCUCUCCUGAUGCCCACAAGUUGGACACAGCAGGGCUCUUUGGGAAGAUUCUAACCGGAAGAAUUCGCUCCAGGCCGCUGCAGGAGGCGGAUGUGGACGAUGACGCAGCAGAGCUCCUCUUUGGUCUUCUGGAGAAGAACCCGGAUGCUCGUCUGGAUGCGCAAGCUGCCUUGAGAAGUCCCUGGCUGUCUAGGGUGCAGGACUCGCGACCCAAGCUGCUGCAUAGUCCAUCGUCAUCCGAUCCAGACAUCAAGAGCUCUCAUCAUCUGUCUCCCAUAUCGCACGGACUGAUUCGAAGGUUGGCAACCUUCCGGCACUACUCCAAGUUCGAGCGGGCGGUGCUGACGCUAGUGGCUCACCGGUCCGAGGACACAACUGUAGCCGAGCUUCGGGAUGCUUUCCACACGUUGGACGCGUCACAGUCAGGCUCGUUGAGCAAGAACGAGAUCAAGGAAGGCAUUUUCCGAUGUGGUCAUGUCGUGGAGGAUGCGGAAUUGACUGAAAUUUUCUCGGCCUUGGAUGCCGACGGCACAGGAAAAGUUCACUACACGGAGUGGCUAGCAGCAACAAUGCAGCCUUCUGCCUUGGCAACCGACAAGGCCAUCAAGCAGGUGUACCACUACCUGGACAUUGAUCAGACUGGUCAUAUAGCUCCCCAUGAGCUUCAGAGGGUGCUGGGUUGCAGUGACUCGGUGCAGAGUGUUCUGAAGCUUGGUGAUACGGAUGGUGACAGCCUGAUUAAUGAAUCUGAGUUCCGUGUGCUCAUGCGCAACUUGGCGAAAAGGCUCGACCAAAUGGACCUUCAUCCCAAAAGGCUUGGUUUUCAUUUGCCUGAGGCAAACAGCUUGAAUAGCAUGCAUCAACUUUAA
Messenger RNA from Symbiodinium sp. CCMP2456, 1719 nucleotides. The record is from the annotation of a GenBank genome assembly. Lineage: Eukaryota; Dinophyceae; Suessiales; Symbiodiniaceae.